This is a messenger RNA of Plasmodium gallinaceum, 1518 nucleotides long. RefSeq lists its product as hypothetical. The coding region runs from base 1 to 1518 and encodes 505 amino acids. The transcript has 7 exons. The record is from RefSeq and is a predicted model, not a curated record. NCBI's taxonomy places the organism in Eukaryota, Apicomplexa, Aconoidasida, Haemosporida, Plasmodiidae.
AUGAAUAUCUUUACUAAAAAAAUAUUACUUAUAAUUCAUGGAAAUAUAAAAAAAGAUAUAAAAAAAUAUGUUUUAACAGAAUAUGGGAUAUGUUUAAUUGAAGAAAUAACUUCAUUUGUAAAGAGAAAUUUUGAUGAUUAUGUUAUUUACUCCAGUAGUGAAUUAAUAAAUAUAUUAACUUCCAAAUAUAUUUUUGAAAAAACAAAUAUUUUAACAAAAGUUGAAAAAAGACUUGAUAACAAUAAAAGUGUUUUUAAUGAUAAAGAGUUAAGUAUUAAUUUUUUAAAUAGUGCAGCAUUUAUUGAUAACAAUAGUAAGACUUUAAAAAUUGUAAAGGAAAAUGAAUAUAUUAUAGAAACAUUUCUUAGAGUAAAAAAAAUUUUUAAAAAAAUAUUAUUACAAGAAAAAGAAAAAAAUAUAAUUUUUAUUGUAUGUAGUUAUAUUGGAGAAUGUAUAAUAAAUUGCUUAAAUGAAUACAAAAAAUAUAAUUUUAAAGAUGAUUUAUAUAUUUAUUCUAUCAAAUAUCAAACUGAAAAAAUUAAUAAAAAAGAUUACAGAGUAACUAUUUUAGAUUCAGAAUUACUUAAGUCAAGAAAUAUUCUCAAAAGAACUUAUUUUAAAUUAAAAAAGAAAAAAAAAAUUAUAAGAAAAAUUAAUUUAUUUGAUUGUUGUUAUUAUCAAUAUGUUGACAGUGAUUAUGAUGAUAAUUAUAUAAUAAAUCAAAUAGAAAGUAGUUGUAGUGAGAAUAAUGAACUGUCUGAUCAAACUGAUGAUAAUAAAUCACAUAAUUUUGAACAUUUAAUUGAAAGAAAGUUUUCUCAAGAUAAUUUCACUUCAUUUAAAAACGAUGAAAAUGAUUCAAAUGAUUCAAAUGAUUCAAAUAAUUCAAAUAAUUCAAAUGUUAUUAUAUCAAUAACUGACAAUGAAAGAAAAGAAGAAGAAUAUCAGCAAGAUUUAUUAAAAAGACAUAAGGAAAAUAAAUAUGAUAAUGAAACUAAUACGAUAGAAGAAAUAAAAAUAAGAAAAGAAGACAUUUCAAAUAUUAAAGAUAAUAAUGAUUUGGAUAAUAAAAAUGAAAGUGAAAGUUUAUUUUUAAAAAUUAAGAAUUUUAAAUUGGGAAAUGAAAAUGAUGAAAAUUUAUGUAUUAAUGAAAUUCUUUUUUUUUUAUACUUAAAAGGUUAUUCAUUAACAGAAGAAGAAAUAUCCUACAUAUCUACAAAAAAAGAAAUUAAUAAAAAUAAUUGUAUGCAUGAAUUAAAUAAAUUAGAAGAAUAUUUUAAAGAAAAAAAAAAAAAUUAUGAAGAAGAAUUUUACUCUUUCUUUAAAUAUGCAAAUAAAGAUAAUCUUCCUAUAUCAAAAAAUAUACUUGAAUUUAUUCUAUUUAACUACGGAAAUAAGCUUGAAAAAAAAGAAUGCGAAGAAUUUUUCAAAAUUGCAGAUAUUAAUGAAAAAGUGGAUUGUAAAAUUCUAUUAGAUAAAUUAUCUAGGAUUGAUGACUCAAAUAUAACUUAUUUGUAA